This is a messenger RNA of Pocillopora damicornis (cauliflower coral), 665 nucleotides long. RefSeq lists its product as uncharacterized. NCBI's taxonomy places the organism in Eukaryota, Metazoa, Cnidaria, Anthozoa, Scleractinia, Pocilloporidae. Gene Ontology annotation, cellular component: plasma membrane; lysosome. Gene Ontology annotation, molecular function: RNA transmembrane transporter activity; double-stranded RNA binding. The record is from RefSeq and is a predicted model, not a curated record. Gene Ontology annotation, biological process: RNA transport.
UAUAACUAGGCUUUUGUCUUUCCAAUGUGUCAUAUUGAGAAUCAUAGAGGCGUAAAAACACAGGUCUCUUGUUUGCACGCAGCACGGCCAACAAGAUAAGGCGCUGUCUAAAUAAAGCAACACAAGCCUUGCUUUUUAGGAUGUUUUCAAUCCUUUUACAUUUAUUCCUACUUCUACUCGCGUGGUGCCCCUCAGCAUUUGGGCAUCUUCAGGCAAUAUGUUCGUCCGGUAUGAACGUUUCAAAUGUCCAGACGAUGGUGAUAGAGAUCACUGGCACACUAUCCAACAACAGCUAUCUGCAGCUAUCUUGCGUUUUGAAGUUAGCCAAACCUGGGAGCUUUUUAAGCAUGAAAACUAAAAGGAAUGACAACGAAAAAGGUUUCUUGCAACUUUCCCUGUACCAGCAAGGUGAGUCGUCUCUACUUGGUCAUGUGGACGUUUCAGAGCCAACAUCAGUUUGGAACACAAUAAGCAUUUGUCCAACCGGUUUUACCAACAAUCAAAACACAGGAGAGAAGUUGUUAUCCGUGGUGGGAAAAGGCAUUGGACUUUCUUUCACAGUGCAAAUAACCGAAGGUGCAUCAGAAAUUGCGCUUGAUCAACCACGCACAGUCAAUGUCCAGGGAGACGAGGUGCGUGUGUUCCAGUUCAUUCCACCUCAAGGA